AUGGGUGGGAUAUGAACACCACGGCUUUGAAGGUCAGCAGUUUAUCCUUGAAAGGGGCGAAUAUUCCCGAUGGGAGGCCUGGAGUGGGAGUAUCUCCUACCAUGUGGAAUGGAUGAUGUCCUUCAGACCCAUCUACUGUGCGAGCCACUCGGACUCUCACAUGGAAAUCUAUGAACGUGAGAACUUCGUGGGGCGUCAUGAAUAUCUUUGCGAAGACUACCCAUCCCUACAAGCCAUGGGCUGGAACAACAACUACGUAGGGUCCAUGGUGGUUAAGAAUGGAGCGUGGGUAUGCUAUCAGUUCCCAGGAUACCGUGGGUAUCAGUACAUCAUGGAAUAUGAUCGUCACUGCGGAGAGUUUAAACACUGGAAACAGUGGGGGACCCACAGUCCAACAUCACAGAUCCAAUCCAUCCGGAGGAUUAUACACUGA
This is a messenger RNA of Carcharodon carcharias (great white shark), 433 nucleotides long. RefSeq names its product beta-crystallin A3-2-like. Lineage: Eukaryota; Metazoa; Chordata; Chondrichthyes; Lamniformes; Lamnidae. The transcript is spliced from 3 exons. The annotation marks the transcript as partial. The record is from RefSeq and is a predicted model, not a curated record. Gene Ontology annotation, molecular function: structural constituent of eye lens. Gene Ontology annotation, biological process: lens development in camera-type eye; visual perception.